AUGCCUACGAGUGACCCUCUUAGUCCGAGUUCACUAGCUCCCCUGGUGCGAAAGGACGACGACUUGCAGCAGGCUGCCAAGGUCAUGUUUGGCUGGACUCAAUCAGACCGGCCCAUCGAAGACUCCCUUGGUCACAUGAAACGCAUCGUCGACCUCUGCCAGGACGAAGCAUCAUGGUCGGGUAACAAGAGGUGGAAACAGGUGGUAGCAACCUACGAGUCCUGUGGAGCUAGUACAGAUGCUGUUCAAGACCUCCUGGACGCGCGAGAGCCCUUCUGGACGCAUUCUCGUGUCAAGCAUGCAUCGACUACCUUGGCCACACCCAGGGCUCUGGCUGAGUCGAUACGCAUCAUGGUGGCUGAGAGUGAGAGGGCCAACGGCCACUACCUUGACAGAGAGGCCAGGCAUCAGCUCAUGCAGGCCGUCGAGCGAGUCUUCCCUCACACUCAGCCUGUCGUUUUCGUACCAGACAGCCCGAACCAACUUAUCUUUGAACCAGUGACGCACAACCGAGUGCCCGUCGCACCUGUCGCGCAGAUGAACAAGAUUGACAAACCCUCACCAGUGCCAGCUGCUCCUCAACAGACUCUGUCGGCAACAUUGGAUCCGCGUCUCGCGUCAAGACUUCCUGGCUGGGCGCCACCGACCUCGGAGAAGGACAUGAAGUCACGAGCUGAUAAUCUGGCCGACUCGUCUAGUUCUAGGAAGUCUUCUGCCGCCACCUUGGUGAUAUCAAGUCCCCAACAACCCCCUCUCAACUCGCCAGUACCAGGCCCGAACCUGUCGCAAGUUAUAAAGCCAACACGCCCUAGUCAUUUCGUCCCAGAAGAUACUCAUGCUCAACACGCCAUCCUACCGAGCCCGUCCGCCUCGCCGAACCUUGCCACAGCCCCCAUUCAAUUCAACAUCGCUACCGGUUCAAAUCAAGCACCUCUGGAUAAGCGCCCUCGUCUGUCGAUAAAUUCAGAUAUCCUUCAGGCUUGCGAUUAUAACAGAAUCCUCGCCCAAGACGCUAACCUCUGUCCCACCGACGACAGCACAUGGCUUCUGCACUUUAAAACCUUCAACGAUCUUCAGGCUUCACUUGGAAAGAUCACCAUCUUGCGCGAAAUCAGUAUACCUGUGCUUACCUAUGCGCUCGGCAAACCCUUCCAGGUCUUUGGCCUUGUCGAAAAGUCUUCGUUCAUUACGCCACAGGUCGAGAUCGACAUGAUCAAUACGAUAGCUCGUACCUUCCAUCCACGCACGUUCAUCAUGCGCAGACAGAAGAGACAGCAAUACAACGCGCGACUCAUGACCAAGUGGCUGAUCGUCUUCGAAGAGCCCCUUGACCGCGAAAACAUUACCUUGGAUAUGAAAAUCAAUGGUAUUCGCGAGACGUUGGAACUCUUUGGAAUGGACUGUUCGGAAGAGGUUAAGCAUUGCUGGGUCUGCUUGGGAAUUGGUCACCAUGCUCCUUCUUGUGCAAACUUUACGGAGGUAGUGAAGCUUCCGCAUAAUGAUCGCCAAUACCUUUGGAAAACGCCGCAGUUGAAGUGA
Molecule: messenger RNA, 1539 nt
Organism: Aureobasidium vineae
Lineage: Eukaryota; Fungi; Ascomycota; Dothideomycetes; Dothideales; Saccotheciaceae
Source: the annotation of a GenBank genome assembly